This is a messenger RNA of Aspergillus brunneoviolaceus CBS 621.78, 436 nucleotides long. Its product is annotated as 40S ribosomal protein eS25. Gene Ontology annotation, cellular component: cytosolic small ribosomal subunit. NCBI's taxonomy places the organism in Eukaryota, Fungi, Ascomycota, Eurotiomycetes, Eurotiales, Aspergillaceae. The transcript has 4 exons. Gene Ontology annotation, molecular function: structural constituent of ribosome. The record is from RefSeq and is a predicted model, not a curated record. Bases 51 to 320 code for a protein of 89 amino acids.
GCUCUGUUGUGCAGCUCUCCUCCGUCGAACAGCUACAUCAGAUCGUCAAAAUGGCUCCUACCAGAAAGAAGUGGUCCAAGGGCAAGGUUAAGGACAAGGCCCAGCACGCCGUCGUCCUUGAGAAGCAGGUCGCCGAGCGCCUCAACAAGGAUGUCCAGUCCUACCGUCUGAUCACUGUUGCCACCCUGGUCGACCGUCUCAAGAUCAACGGCAGCUUGGCCCGCCAGUGCCUUGCUGACCUCGAGGAGAAGGGCCAGAUCAAGAAGGUUGUCAGCCACUCCAAGAUGACCGUCUACACCCGCGCCGUCACCGCCGAGUAAAUGUCUUGACGCUAUGAAAUGAAUUCCUCGCGCGUCCUGUUUUUACUUUUCAAAGUGUGUGUGUACUACGAAAUGAUAUCAACUCUAUCAAAGCGGAUUUGAAGAAAUGAAAAUCU